Messenger RNA from Aphanomyces astaci, 3630 nucleotides. RefSeq lists its product as hypothetical. NCBI's taxonomy places the organism in Eukaryota, Oomycota, Saprolegniomycetes, Saprolegniales, Verrucalvaceae. The transcript has 2 exons. The record is from RefSeq and is a predicted model, not a curated record. Bases 23 to 2548 code for a protein of 841 amino acids.
CACGAAACUCCACCUGUAAGAGAUGAAGGUUGCUUUGGCAUUGUUGGUCGCGUCGACAGCGGCGCUGGACCGCAAACUUUACGGCGUGGACUAUGACAUCCGCACCAGCGAAUGGGGUGGAUGCAAACAAGAAUGGGAGCUGCGUGCCGACUUCCAAGCGAUGAAGACCGUGGCGCGCAAUGUGCGUGUGUACGGGACACAAGAGCCCUGCAUCAGCCGCGUGCUCAAGGUCGCCGCCGAGAACAACGUCCGUCUCUGGCUCGGACUCUGGGGCAACAUCUACGCCAACCAGGAUGCGUUCGACUCUCAGUUGAUCACGUUCAAGCGAUUGGUGGCCGAGGGGCGCAUCCGCAACGACAACGUCGUGGGCAUGCACGUGUCUAGCGAAGCCAUGUUCCGAUAUUACAUCCAAGACAAGCACGACUGGAGCGACCGCGAAGGCACGUUCAAGCUGACUUCGUACGUGGCCAAGGUGCGCACGUUCCUUCGCCAGCAUGGACUCAACUUCCCCGUGUCCAUUGCCGACGUUAUGGACGCCUACAAGUACACGCCGGGGCUGUACCCUGCUGUGGACGUCGUAGCUGCCAACCAGUUUUCCCAGUGGGAGAAUGUCUGGGCCAAGGAUGGCGUCAACACAAUGUUUGACCGGCUCAAGAACAUCCAAGCGUCGAGUCGCGCGGCGGGGAAGCAGAUUCUGAUCGCUGAGACGGGGUGGAGUUCGAACGGAUCGUUUCCGUCGAUCAAGGAGGCCACGCCCGAGUCGUCGGGGGUGUACUUGAAGGACUUUUUGCUGUUUGCGGAGCAGCAAAACCUCAACUUUUACUACUUUUCGUCGUUCAAUUUGAAGUGGGGCGACGAUUCUGCGUUCGGGUUGAUUGAAAAGAACUGGGGUCUGUUUGACCAGAAUCGCAAUAUUUUGCCACAUGUGCGCAGCGUGGUGGUCGGCAAGCCCCAGAAAGCCGUGCGGCUGUGGCACAAUGGCCUUGUGAUCAAGGUGGAUGGCGCCAACACCCGCACCGAAGGCCGCGUGUACUUGGACCUCCCCACGACGGGCCUCACCGACUCUCUGGACCGGGAAGUGUGGUUCUAUGACGAAGACCACAAGACAUUCCGCAGCAAGAGCACCAAUCAGUGCCUCGACACGUUUGUAGAUGACGCCGGCGUAAGCCAGCUGCACGUGUACUGGUGCGACGUGACCAACGCAAACCAGCACUGGGAUUUUCAUGCGGACGGAUCGUACGAGAUUGUGUCGGUUCCCCAAGUCGAAGUUGCCGAAGUCGCCACCACGACCACCACUGUCGCCCCUACCGAAGCCCCCACCGAAGCCCCCACGGACCCCCCCACCGACCCCCCGACCGAUCCCCCGACCGCCGCUCCAGUCAACCCCCUCGCCAAGUACUACGCCGAGUGUGGGGACUGCCGCAACUGCCAGUUCUUCACGCCGUACUACUCGCUGUGCUAUGCCAACUGGGGCCCCCGUGACUGUGGCCUCAUGCCCAAGUCGACCCAUCGGUGGUGCGGCUCGUUGCCGGCGUUCGUCCCUGUGCCCCCGAAGGCCGCCCCCACCCGCCGCCCGACCACGUCCACCCACCGCCCGGCGACUCGUCCCCCGCAGCCGGCCCCGAGCACCGCCGCCCCUGGGGUAUUCCUUGGGCCCAAGGCGUCCGAAGUCCGUGUACCCGUGGGGGUAUUUGUGUCCCUGAGUGAAACCAGCCCUGGCAAGUGCAUCCGGUCCAACGACGGGUUGCUUCAAGUCGUGCCGUGUUCAUUUGACGACUCGACCAAGUUCAGCAUCCGCCCGUUUGAGACGGAAGAAGUGACCAUCAAGAUUGCGGGUACAGACUGGAAGAUCACGGAAUCGUUUGGCCGGGUCGUGGCUACCACACUUUCCAAAGUGGACUCGGUGCACCCCGACUCUCAAACGUGGUUUUACGAUCCCCUUGCCAAGACCAUCCGCAGCAAAACCAACAGCCAGGCGUGCUUGACGCUCGUGGAGGACAAGAUCCACGGCGCCGUUCAAGGACGACUGUGUGACGCGGACAACGAGUUCCAGCAGUGGUCGUAUAACGACUUGACCGGACAAAUCUACUAUAUGGAGAAGAUGGGCCUGUGUUUGGCCACCGACGGACCCAACCAGCCCCUGCACGUGCAGUUUUGUGAUAUCACUGUGCAAAACCAAAAGUGGGUGUUUGAGCUCGCGCAUCAUGGCAAGAAGAAGCAAGCCCCGCUUCCGUGCGAGUACAACAACCAACCCGCGCCUGCCACCCUGGCGCCUCCCGUGCAGGCCCCGGCGACCGCUGUUGCACCCACCACCACCACGACCGUGGCGCCGACGACGACGGCCGCCCCGGCUACCACCACCACGGCUGCACCUACCACCACCACGGCUGCACCUACCACGACUGCUGCACCGGCUACCACGACCGCUGCACCUACCAAGACCCGCACCCGCCCCCCGCCCGCCCGCUCCCUUCCCCGUGUGACAAGAAUGAAAUGGAUGCUAACACGACAGUUGCACCUACCACCACGCAACGGGAGACCAUUGUGACCAUCACCAAACGGGUGGUUAUUUCCCACAACAAACCCACGACCGAGGCCCCAACUACUACUACUACCACCACUGCUGCACCUACUACGACUACAACGACUGUUGCACCUACUACGACCAGUACCACUGCUGCACCUACCACAACUACUACUACUCAAGCCCCCACGACCACCACCACGACUACUACUACCCCUACCACUGCUGCACCUACUACCACCACCCCCUCAACCACAGACGAAUCGAUUGACUUGGCCAAAUGCGUCAAGUACAAGGUCGUGGUCGGUGACUCGUCGUGGGCUAUCUUAAACAAAGCGUGCGAGGGGUACUCUGGUGCGUGCAAGAAGGACGCGUUCCCCACGAUUUUCAACACGCAAAACAAACGGUGCUCCAGCCUGCUCACAGUCGGGGAAGAGGUCAGCGUGUGCUGCGGCGACGUUUCUGCUGCACCCACCACCACCACCGCUGCACCUACCACCACCGCCACUGCCCCCACGACCACCGCUGCACCUACCACUGCUGCAACAACUACGACCGCCGCCCCUGCCCCUGUGACCCCCUUGGUGCCCGACCACCAAGAAGCCGAAGCCAAGGACGGGAUCCCCAACGAACCGGUCGCGUACAUCAACUACUUCAUCCACCAGCACGCAUGUGUGGGCUUUGGGGCGACGUGGUGCGAAGCGUGCGAGUGGACCAAAGAGACGGUGGCCGACGUGGGCGGCAAGCUCACGUUUUUGGAACUCGACACGAAAGUGGCGGGCGAAGGACCUGCGGGGGACGCCAUCUCGGCGGCGCUGACGUCGAUCACCGGAUCCAACUCGUACCCGAGCAUCUGGAUUGGAGGCAAGUACAUUGGCAGCUCCGACAAGAUUGCUGACUUGGACGCUGCGGGCAAGCUCACCGACCUGCUCCAAGCAGCCGGCUGCUUGUAAGCAGCACUACUUGUCACCAUCGUACCAUACAUCACUCACUAGCUUGAUUCGUCGUUUCAUGUUGAAUAUACCACAUACACACGCCACAACUCGAGAGUGAAUACUGCUUUGUCCUGGGACGUUUCAUUCAUAUUAUAAGUUAGUAACGUGGGG